AUAAAAAUUUGUAAAAACUUGAAUUUAUAUAAAUUAUACAGAUACCCUAUAAUGUUGUAUUUAGUACCUAUUAAACAAACGUGGAAUAUAUAACGUGACCGAUUACAAUAUCUAAAAUACUUAUACAUUAAUAGCGCAAAUUCUAAAUUUAGUUUUUUGGUUUAAUAAAUACAUCUUUACAUCCAUUAAUAUAUCUUUAUUUGUUAACAGGUCAAUUAUAUGAUGCUUGAAAAAUGAUAAUAUUUAUGAAUUUUAUUAAAACCAUUACAAGAAAAUGGCUUCACAGAUUGAGGAAUUUCUCGCAAAAAAGAAAGAACAAACUACAUUAUUAGAUUUACAUAACUGUACUGCAAAUUCAAAGGAAGAAUUAAGAAAACUCGUUGAAAAAGUGCCUGAAUUCAAGAUAAAACCAGAAAAAAAACUGGCUGAUAUUAAAAUAAAAGAAAAAAAAUUCAAAUUUAAACUACUUAAGAAAGAAAGUAAAAAACCAUUCCCAUUUGCCGAGCCAACGCCGUCAGAAAUGAAAGGAGUUUCAUUGGAUGAGUUGUACUCGGUGAAUAUCCCAUGGAAAAUGCUUACUUCUCUUCGCCCAAAAUCAAAAAUUGAUGAAGAAUAUUUUUCGAGACAAGUUGAAUUGGGUACAGCAACGCUCAAGACCAGGAAUGCGGAGAAGAAGACGCCACGUGAUAGUUUUCUGCGAAAAAAGAAAAAUGCGUCUGGAGGAGUAGAGUCGAAGUUUUUAUCGUGCAAAGAGUGUGGGAUCGAAUUUUGUACAGGCGAAAGUUGCAAAAUAUUCGACUAUGAUUCGUUCAAACGGACCGCGGUGUCUACUUUACAAACAACCACUGAACAAACGCAAGAACCGGUUUCCCAAGAAAAAAAGUUGUCGAAAAAGAAAAAUGCCAGUAAAGGACCAAAGAUAAAGUCACGUGGUCCAGUAAUUAACAUAAAAAAUACCCUGACGAAGAAAAACAACGAAAAAAUUAUAAUUGGUGUGAAUACCAGGAAAAACAAUUCUAUCAGUGUUCAGGAGAAAUCAAUCAUAGAUAAUAAGUUAAACCAAAACGGCAAGACAACUUUAAAGGAUAAAAUAUAUUCAUCGAAAGACGAUAUGAAAAAAAAAGCUGUUACAAAGGAAAAUGCGAUAAAAAAAAAAUAAAAUUAUUGAA
This is a messenger RNA of Rhopalosiphum maidis (corn leaf aphid), 1169 nucleotides long. RefSeq lists its product as uncharacterized. The transcript is spliced from 3 exons. The record is from RefSeq and is a predicted model, not a curated record. The coding region runs from base 275 to 1159 and encodes 294 amino acids. NCBI's taxonomy places the organism in Eukaryota, Metazoa, Arthropoda, Insecta, Hemiptera, Aphididae.